AUGUCUCGAUCCAGCGGGACGGGUUUCCUGCACCCACGUUCUUUCACUAUAUUCUUCUACAUCUUUUUCAUUUCCACUUUUUACAGCAGGACUGUUCCCGCAGCUCCAAUACUCCAAGAUAUACAUAACGAUCGAAGGGAUACAAAUAUCUCCGUAGAGUGUACUAAAAGUACUUCUUUGUCGACAGAAAGCAUAUCAAUAAUCACAAAUAUCAAAACGAUAAUCGAAACCACCUUCACCACCCAAACCGACGUUGUCACUAGAACCAUUAUCGAUGGAGUAAUCGAUGGCAGUAGUAGCAGUAUCAGUACUAGUACUGGGCUACCGGCAGAAACAACAUCGACACUGACGACCGUACAAAGCGGUAGUCCCGUUGUGUCCGAUAUUGGAACAGAACCUGGUUAUGUCUUUAGCACACCAGAGUAUACUACUAGUAGCUCUUCUUCGAGCUUAUAUAGACCGACGAUUACGAUGAUUGCAUCCCCGCCAGUUGCAGUGGUACCCACGAAUGAGCCUGAGAAAAAACCAGUACCGUCCUCCGAGGUUUUGAUAAUUACUACUUCUAUUGAGCCGAGUAUUUCUUCAGCUACCGCAUUGCCAGUAUCUACUACUUCAACUGAGUUGACUUCAACCGAGUCUACCUCAACUGAAUCUACUACAUCCAUUGAAUUAACGACAAUACCUUCAUUCACAUCUACCUCAAUCAUAACCACGUUGUCCUCAACCACCGCUUUAUCUCCUGAAGAACCAACGUCGAUGGCAUCAAACAUCAUUAUCCCUAUCGAAACCCCCCAACCAUCACUAGAUAGCGAAACAACUUCUUCCCUUCAAAACCCACCCCCCAUAGCCACAUAUAAACCCUCCCCAUCAUUAACCACCACAUUCCACACAGUUUCAACUUCAUCCAUCUCAUCCUCUCAAUCAUCAAUAGAUCCUCCAAAGACGGGUUACAUCUUGACCGGUAUCAUACUUCCACAACCAUCUGAUAUCCCGGCAGCGCAGAGUACUCGUGUACAACUCGACGGUGGUGUUUCGAUGCCCACUAUUACUAGCGGGGUGGACUUGAAUGGACCACCGGAGUUGGUGUUUAGAGGAGAUGCUGGGAGGGGUGUUAGUAUCAGUAUUGGGGUUUGGGGCAUUAGUGGGGUUGCAGCAGUGGUUUUAGGGAUGAUUGUUUAG
This is a messenger RNA of Orbilia oligospora ATCC 24927, 1179 nucleotides long. RefSeq lists its product as uncharacterized. Bases 1 to 1179 code for a protein of 392 amino acids. The transcript has a single exon. The record is from RefSeq and is a predicted model, not a curated record. Lineage: Eukaryota; Fungi; Ascomycota; Orbiliomycetes; Orbiliales; Orbiliaceae.